AUGGAGGGACUGCUGUCCUUCCUGAAGCUUCCGUUGUCCUAUGGACACGAAGCGUUUAAGCAGCAUUGGCCCCACACGCCACAUGAAGCCAACCUGGUCGUCGAAAGACUUCAUGACCUGGCACGUGCACUGCUGUUUGGAGCCAGGAAGGAUGAUGCAAUCGUCGCAUCUUUCCUGGAGAAGAGGGGCCUAAGCAUCCUGUUAGAAGCUCUGCUAGCAGUCGCAACUCCGGAGAUGAUACGAACACAGGCGUGGCAGUCCCUGAGCGUAAUCCUGCUCAACGUGAAGGAGGAUGCUUUACAAAGGUUGAUCCGUGGGCGCGAGUUGGACUUGUUGUGGUCUGGUGAGCCGGAUCUUCGCACAGAGGAGCUGGGAAGUUGUGCAAGUUGCGCCCCUUGCGGCGUGAAGCAAGUUUUGUCACAAUGGCUCAAUCCAUCUGACCCACAACAGAGAUUGCAAGGAAAGUCUUCUCUCAUCUUCUCUCUACUCUAUAUACACAGUAUAUUGGCAAACUAA
Messenger RNA from Cladocopium goreaui, 516 nucleotides. Lineage: Eukaryota; Dinophyceae; Suessiales; Symbiodiniaceae. The record is from the annotation of a GenBank genome assembly.